Messenger RNA from Clupea harengus (Atlantic herring), 3244 nucleotides. RefSeq names its product myelin protein zero-like protein 1 (gene mpzl1l). The transcript has 10 exons. Gene Ontology annotation, cellular component: cell surface; focal adhesion; plasma membrane. Lineage: Eukaryota; Metazoa; Chordata; Actinopteri; Clupeiformes; Clupeidae. The coding region runs from base 1 to 1263 and encodes 420 amino acids. The record is from RefSeq and is a predicted model, not a curated record.
AUGCCGGUUGGUUACUUUUAUGUCCACAAGGCUGGAAUUCUCACGAUCAAGACAGGAAGGAAGUGGUCUGCAUCCGAAGCAGUAGCACAAGCAGAAGGUCCUCCGAGAACUUGCUGCCUGCUGAAGAUGCAAGAGGAAAGGCAAGGCAAGGCGACCAAUCAGAGACCUGUGUCCAUGGUGUUCAGACCUGUGUCCAUGGUGUUCGUGAGGACAGAGACUGUGUCCAUGGUGUUCGUGAGGACAGAGACCUGUGUCCAUGGUGUUCGUGAGGACAGAGACUGUGUCCUUGGUGUUCGACAGAGACCUGUGUCCAUGGUGUUCGUGAGGACAGAGACCUGUGUCCAUGGUGUUCGUGAGGACAGAGACUGUGUCCUUGGUGUUCGUGAGGCAACCAAUCAGAGACCUGUGUCCAUGGUGUUCGUGAGGACAGAGACCUGUGUCCAUGGUGUUCGUGAGGGAGGGGCGUGUCCUUGGUGUUCAUUCAUAAGCAGAAGACAUUACAGUCUCUUACUAUGUGGAGUCAUAGUAUAUUUACUCUCCGGUACACUUUUGGUCACUGCUAUUGAGGUGUAUGCACCAGAGGACGCGCUCUUUGAAAAUGGGACCACAGGAAUACUUAAAUGUUCUUUCAAAUCAAAAGAAGUUGUCAGCAGUGGAGCUUCGGUUACUUGGUCGUUCACACCGGAAGGAGCUUCAGACAAAACAACUUCCAUCUUCUAUUAUACCGGCGGCAAUUCAUACCCAGGAUCUCUUGCUCAGUUUCAAAAACGAGUAGUUUGGGCAGGGGACCUGAACAGAAAAGAUGCAUCAAUCGAAGUUGCUCAGAUGCAGUUUAGUGACAAUGGCACAUACCAGUGUGAUGUGAAAAAUCCACCAGAUAUUACAGGAUCUGCAUCACAAAUAAAAGUUAGGGUUGUUAUGAAAGAGUCCCUACCUCAAAGCAGCCCAGCUAUUAUUGCUGUUGGAGUGAUAGCAGCUGUUAUAUGCCUCGUUAUCAUUGCCGUUGUCACUUAUUUGAUGAUAAGGAGGCAGGGGCCAAGUCGUGACUAUGAUGGCUGCAACUCCAAUGAGACCAUUAGCUCCCAAAACCUGCGUCCAGGAAAGAAGGUUCCAGAAUCCAGUAUGGAGAGUUCACGGUGUAGCAGCCCAUCUGCUCCGGUCCAGGGACCGGUGAUUUAUGCUCAGCUCGAUCAUUCUGGCCCCAAGAACGCAAACUUCCACAAGAUGGAGCCAGUGGUCUACGCUGACAUCCGCAAAAACUAAAUAAUCGACACGAGACCAGACGGGGACCGGCCUAUAGGAGUCAUUGUUCGCUGCUUUUGGAUGGAGUACUGCUUUUGAUGGUUUUGUUUUAAAAUGUGAUGCAUUGUGGUUUAUAAGUUGCAUGUCUGUGUCAAGUUAUAUAUGUAGAGACCUUAGCAGUCUAGAUAACUAGAUCUUACAAUGUAAGUCAUUUGGCUGGAAGAUUGAUAUGAUUGGCCAUAUAAUUUUGGAUGCUCGUAGUGUUGGUCUUGCGCACUAUUAGCAUCUCACUAGGUCACUAUGAAGGUAUUGCUAUAGUGGCUGUAUCCUCUGGGUUGCAGUAUAUCUAACAGUUUCUUGUAAAUACCAGUACUAAUGUUGAAUAAUGACAGUAGAUAGGAAUGAGAAAUUUGACCACAGAGCAAUGUGAACAGAAUUUUAUUGUACAUAAAUGUUGUGCUUGCCUGUAAUUUAUUAAGAAACAAUUGCAAAUAGUUACUUCAACAUCGGAAUAUGAUACCGUGGGAAGGUGAGAGUAUCAUAACGCCUCAGAAAAGUAAAACAGGCAAUCCUUGUUUUAAACUUAACACUCAGACAAAUUUUGCAAAUUUUAUAUUUGUUUUUCUCUGCUUUUAAGGCCACCUUUGUAAUUAUAAUUUUAAAAGAUGUGUGUAUUUCUUUUAUAUAUAUUGCAUUUUUUUUUAUUUUUUUUUUUAGCUUUGGUUGUCAAACUUUAAUUUCAGAUUUAUCACUGUUAAACCUUUGGCGAAUUUGACCAAUGCAUAUCUUGUAUGCAGAUACCGUGCAUAUUAGUGUCACACCAAGGCAUGAAAACACCCAAAGAAUGUUAGACUUGCUACUGACUUUUUGUAAAUUACCACCACAAAUAUUGUUAACUUGAACCAUAAUUAGUUUGUUACUUCCAACCAGUUUGCAGUUAAAUUCCAGCUAGUUCUUCUCUAAGUGUCUUAAUUUGUCUGCCAGUGUUGACAACAAAGCUUGUAUGGUCAGUGCUUGUUAUACUAUGUGUCAACAGUGAAAGCCAUUCCUUUUCAGGUUUGUGUAAGGUCUGCUUAACCAAUGACCUUGCCUGAUCUAGUGAUCCAUUCCAUUUAAGUCCAAUAAGUAGAAGAGCGUGUGUUUGUGAGAGUUUUUGGUGUUGGAAACGCCAGUGAUAAAAGACUGCCAUAGUUUGUGCACAGGCAUGAACAUCAGUGUAAGCAAAUGGUGUACUUUGCUAGGUGGUUAGAGGGUUAUUAUUUCUGUCAAGUUCUUGUUGACAGUUGCUGUACACACUUAAUGGCCUUCAUGACACAUGCAUAUGCAGGUUUACUCUUUCGGGUGACCAUUUUGUUACUAGUGCCUGUUCGCUUAAAAAUGGCACCACAGUCUUGCAGUACCAUGUCUUAAGAAGUUUUCAGUGUAUUUUAUCAUGAAAUAUUUUAAUUGUUUUCAUGUUUUACAUUUGCCUUUGGCUGUAUUUGGUACAUCCCAUCAUGUCUGUGCUUUGUAAACACCAUUAUACAGCUUUAUACACAGGUUUACCUUAACUUACUUUGUAGACAUUCCUAAACCAGUGAUCAAAUGCUGGAUUGUUUAUUUUGCAUAUUGUCUAUAUUGUCUAACUGUCCAAUGCCUUUUUCUAAUUUCCAAAUGGCUUUGUUUUCUGAAUGCAUUGCUAUCAAGCAUUCCAUUUAAAGAAUGAAAUAUAACGUUGUUUUAAGGUAUGCAUCUAUUUUCAAUAUUAUUUGUCAUAACUGCACUACUUCCUGUGUAUUAGUUGCAACAAGCACUACUAAAUGUGUUAUAUUUGCCCCUGUGUCUCAGAACUGGAAUGACAUAAAAUAGUGCCUUUUGCAUUUCAUCUACUAACUUAAAUGUCCGAAACUCACUGAAGCCGAGAAGUCAGUUUUACUUGUUUCAUUGUACUUUUGUUUAUGAAAACACAUGUACAUGUACCAGAUGCUCCAAUUUUAUAUAAAAUAAAUGUCAAAGUUACUUA